CUCAUUCUCAAGUUCAGCUGUUUCUGCAUGCAUUGCACAAACAAAGACAUUUCGCCCAAACGCUCUUACAGCUUUAAUUGCCCUCGUAAAGUGUGCACUAAGCUAAACCAAGCUGAAACGUAGCCAUCUCAUGCGUAUCACCGGUCAUCCCACAAAUCGGCUGGUUGCAACAAGCCGAACACUGCCAGCUGUUCCUCCUUCGCGACAAGGUUGCGAGGCACAGAGACGUGUUGCAGGCCUCUGCCCCUUCAUUACCCAUCCUUGUCGCCAUCCCCAGCAACCUCCCGCUCCCAGCCGUCAUACCAAAGCGCGGAUAUUUGACGGAUUGAAGACCUUCUUUCCGGCUAGCCGGAGCACAAACGUUGAGCCAGCUGAAGAGCCGCAGGACGUUUUGGAGUAUGACGGCGAGGAUAUUGAGGGCGGCUCGGACAUGAAGCUGCUUGACUCCGAGGGCGAUGGCCUAGCAGAGGACCAGGACGUCUUUGGGCCGCUGGCUGUCUUGCUGGUGGGGUUCCUGGAGGAGGAGGUGGCGGCGUUCCGGCGCUUGAUGGACGACAUGGAGGCGGACAUGGUCCAGAUCGUGCCCUGCUCCCCGGGCAUGAUGGCGGGUACGUUGCAAGCGGCGCUGGAGGCGGAGGUCCCGGGGAGCUACGAGCAGCCGCCGCUGGGCACCCGGCGAACGGUCUUCCUGAGCGGCAUGGUGGGGGCCGAGGUGCUGGAGGUGAUCAGCGCAUACAGGGAGGCAGGCAUGCCUCCCACGGUAUGGGCCGCUGCCGUACCCAAUAACUACCAACGUGUCGUACGGGAGCUCGUGGAGGAGGUCCACGCGGACAACGCAGCGAUGGUGCGGAGGGCCCAGGAGGCACAAGCACGGAGGGCUUUGGAAGAGGCAUCAGAGCAGGACGGCUCCGAGUGAGGAGCCCCUACAGCCCCCUUGGGCAAGAUCAUCUUGCACGGGAGAAAGCCAUGGGAUGGUGAUAAAUGUGGUGGCAGAUGUGCUGGCAGAUGUGGUGGUAGGGUGAAUGAGAAAUGCAACCAGGCCAAGGCGCCAACACCUUUGCACGUUCACGCUCGACAGGCAUGCACAAGGCUACAAAACAAGCCCUGAGCAACAGCUCGAGCUAAAAGCGUUUGCAACUUUUGCUUGUGACAUACCUAUAUGCAGCACUUACGUACGGGUGUUGUGAAGAACUACACAUACCGGUGUCUAUUACACAACUGGCCGCACGUCGGAACGUACUGUAAUGUGUGAUCGGUAGUACGGGUGCGUGUGUCUUGCGCUGGUGCCGUUGGGCACUGUAAUCCGCUCG
Messenger RNA from Astrephomene gubernaculifera, 1310 nucleotides. Lineage: Eukaryota; Viridiplantae; Chlorophyta; Chlorophyceae; Chlamydomonadales; Astrephomenaceae. The record is from the annotation of a GenBank genome assembly.